Cornus florida is the source of this 2074-nucleotide messenger RNA. Its product is annotated as chaperone protein dnaJ 13. Lineage: Eukaryota; Viridiplantae; Streptophyta; Magnoliopsida; Cornales; Cornaceae. The record is from RefSeq and is a predicted model, not a curated record. The transcript is spliced from 13 exons. Bases 235 to 1860 code for a protein of 541 amino acids.
UGACAAUAUCCCCCAUUCGAAAACUCAGCCCAUCAAUGAUAACCCCACGCCCACGAAAAACCACAAACACAGCAAGUCCUCUCUAAUUCAAAACCAGUCGUAGUAGAAUCGUCGGACACAACCUCCAGAACAAGAAAACAAACCAAAAAAAACACUUCCACAAACACACACUACACACUGCCAUCUCCAAGCCCCUGUGCAGAAAAACCCUAAUUUCUUGUUCUAACAGAAAGCAUGAAAGAGGAGGCAGACAAUGGACCCCCAAACAGAGAGCUAUACGCACUGCUACAUAUAUCGCCCGAAGCCUCAGAUGAAGAAAUCAGAAAAGCUUAUCGUCAGUGGGCCCAAGUCUAUCACCCUGACAAAUACCAAGCUCCUCAGAUGAAGGAAAUCGCUACAGAAAACUUUCAACGGAUAUGUGAAGCCUAUGAGAUCUUAACUGAUGAGAACAAAAGGCAGAUAUAUGAUAUAUAUGGUAUGGAAGGGUUGACUUCAGGUUUGGAACUUGGUCCGAAACUAAGUAAAGCAGAAGAGAUUAAGGAAGAGAUUGAAAGAUUGCGACGUAAGAAGGAACAAGAAAAGGUCUCAGCCCAUGUACGGCCUUCUGGUUCAAUUGUGGCCCAUUUGUCUUUGCCGAAGUUUCUAGAUGGUGAAGGCAUCAUGAGAGGGAUGUCUAUGUCUAGCGAAGUUCAGUCUCAAAUAUCCAAACGCAAUGUGAUCGCUAUUGGUGGCAAUAUGGAAGUUAGAGGAAAUUCUGGUGGUGGUGCUGCUUCUGCUGUGCUUAGACAUCAGAUAUCUUCAGAUUCUUCUGUUGAAUUCAUGGCUUCUGCUGGUUUACGGGCAUUAAUUGGGGUACAAGCAUCUCGCAACAUAUCUCGUCACUCCACUGCAACAAUAGGCCUUACAAUGUCUUUAAGAGAUGGUUCAUUCAAUCUUUCUAACUAUUGGACUCGCCAACUGUCUGAGACAUCUGAAGGAAAUAUACAGCUCGUUUUAGGUCCAGAAUCAUCUGUAGCUGUUGGAUGGCAAAAGAAAGAAGAGAAAAUGUCUGCUGCAGGGGAGAUUAAGUUUGGCACAGCUUCUUUUGGAGCAUCAGCUCAUUAUACUCGUCGCUUCUCCUCAAAGUCUCAUGGGCGUAUUGCAGGCAGAUUUGGAAGCACUGAUCUUGAGCUUGAAGUAGGAGGUGGAAGGAAAAUAUCCGACUUCAGCACCGUCCGCAUGUUGUAUUCAAUAGGAAUUCAGGGUAUCUUUUGGAAAUUUGAAUUACAUCGCGGGGGUCAGAAGUUGAUCAUUCCCAUUUUGAUUUCAAGACAUUGGGACGUUAUGGUUGCAACUGGAGCAUUCGUUAUUCCAACGUCACUUUACUUUUUUCUAAAGGCAUUCAUUCUCAAACCUUAUUUCCUUAAAAGGGAAAAGCAGAAGUCAUUGGAGAAGAUGGAAAGAACAUCAGCUCAGGUUCGAGAGGCAAGAGCAGCAGCUGAGAAAUCUCAACAGUUGUUACAAAAUGUGGCCAUCCGGAAGAGGAAUGUGCAAAUAGAAAGGAAUGGACUGGAAAUCACAAAAGCAGUAUAUGGAAAUCAUAAAGCUUUGAAGAAAAGAGACGAAUCAGGAGAUGUACAAGAUGUAAUAGCUUCACAAAUAAUUGAUGUCACUCUACCUCUAAACUUUCUGGUUAAUGAUUCUGGCCAACUCAAGCUUCACGAAGGUGUAAAGAAGUCGGGCAUUAUGGGCUUUUGUGAUCCUUGUCCAGGAGAACCUAAGCAGCUGCUUGUAGAAUACACCUACGGUGGUGAGAGAUACGAGGUGGUGGUUGAUGAUCUCCAAGGGUUGUUAAUACCCCAGAAAGCUCACAGACUCUGAAUACAGGCCAAAGCACUGAAAUGGAACCUUGGUCACCUCUUUCAAUUUUGCAUGCAUUAUCAUGCUUUGGAGGUACCUUAGCUAGAAUCAUUUUUCCGGGUAACAUUAUCUUGUGUUAGAUCAUUAUAUAUAUCAUGGGAAUUGGGAUAAAUAAUUGUGCUUUAUGGGUAUAAUCAAUUUUGAUAUCAAUGAGAGUAAAAGCAAUUUUUUUGUA